AGCAAACUCCAAGCCCCUCUUUGUCUUGUGAGGAGCAGCCCUCUCCCUCUCAUCUCCUCCUCCCUUCAAUUAUAUUCUCUCUUACAUACUUUCCCCAUAAAUAUAUAUAACUAUACUAGAGGAAUCCAAUCAUCCACAAUGGAGAAACUUAAAUGUAGCAAGUUCCUCGACAACGCAAAGCCCUACUUCGCUAUGAUCUCCCUUCAGUUCGGGUAUGCCGGGAUGAACAUCAUCACCAAAGUAUCCCUCAACCGAGGGAUGAGCCACUAUGUGCUGGUCGUCUAUCGCCACGCCUUUGCAACCGCUGUCAUUGCCCCCUUUGCCAUCAUCUUUGAGAGGAAAAAACAACCGAGGAUCACCUUCCCAGUGUUCAUGCAAAUAUUCAUCCUUGCUCUUCUAGGGCCGGUGAUAGACCAAAACUUUUACUAUGCGGGUUUGAAGUUCACUUCGCCAACUUUCUCUUGCGCGAUGAGCAACAUGCUUCCUGCUAUGACCUUUAUCAUGGCCGUGAUAUUCCGGAUGGAAAAAGUGGACCUGAAGCGGGUGAAAUGCCAAGCGAAGGUUAUUGGCACCGUGGUGACAGUGGCAGGAGCGAUGCUGAUGACGCUGUACAAGGGCCCGCUGGUGGAAAUGGUGUGGUCGAAGUACGUCCAUCCUCGUAAGUCCUAUGUUACCGACACCACUGGCACCUCCGACAAGCACUGGUUCCUCGGCUCCAUCCUCCUCAUCAUCGCCACCCUCGCAUGGGCAUCCCUCUUCGUCCUUCAAACCAAGGCCCUAGAGACCUACAGGAACCACCAGCUCUCCCUGACAUCCCUAGUGUGCUUCGUGGGGACCCUUCAAGCGAUGGCUGUCACCUUUGCGAUGGAGCACAAGACCGGUGUGUGGAAAAUUGGCUGGGACAUGAACCUGCUCGCUGCUGCCUACGCUGGAAUCGUGACGUCGAGCAUAUCAUACUAUGUGCAAGGACUAGUGAUCAAGAAAAGAGGGCCCGUGUUCGCAACCGCUUUCAGCCCUCUGAUGAUGAUCGUCGUGGCAAUCAUGGGAUCUUUCAUCCUUGCUGAAAAAAUCUACCUUGGAGGAGUUAUUGGAGCAAUCUUAAUAGUGAUAGGGCUGUACUCAGUGCUGUGGGGGAAGCACAAAGAGAAGCAGGAGGAGGAGAUGAUGAUGAUGGAGGAACUCCCUGAAACUGUGAAGGGCAAUUCUGUCCAAGAAAACGGGAACCUGAUCGAGGAUGCUGAAGUGAACAAACUAUCAGCUGUUGUGAUCAGCAUGCCAAUCCCGGAACCACCCCUCAAACCUAACCAAAUGUCCAAGGAAUGAUAAGCGGGAGGGAGGGGUAUUUUAGUCUUUUUGUCCCCCAUUUUUCAUCCCAACCUUCCUAAUAUUGCCCCCAUCCUCUCUUUUUUGCCCUUCUUCUUUUCCUUGUAUCUUUUAUCCCUUUUUUUUUUGGUGGGUUUUAUAUGGAGCUUUUAUAUGUGGUAAACAGGGAAGCUACAUGUACUACGAAUUAAUUAAAGACCCUCUGUACUAUAUGCUAUUGAUAUUCGAGGGAAUCUGAGAAUCUCUUUUUCUC
This is a messenger RNA of Punica granatum (pomegranate), 1576 nucleotides long. Lineage: Eukaryota; Viridiplantae; Streptophyta; Magnoliopsida; Myrtales; Lythraceae. The record is from RefSeq and is a predicted model, not a curated record.